Messenger RNA from Lindgomyces ingoldianus, 750 nucleotides. Its product is annotated as HAD-like protein. The transcript is spliced from 3 exons. NCBI's taxonomy places the organism in Eukaryota, Fungi, Ascomycota, Dothideomycetes, Pleosporales, Lindgomycetaceae. The record is from RefSeq and is a predicted model, not a curated record. The coding region runs from base 1 to 750 and encodes 249 amino acids.
AUGCAAAGUCCUCACAGACCCAGGCGCUUUGCACCGCUGGAUCCAAUGCAGAGGAUGGAAGGUGACGAGAGGCCAGUUUUGAAAGGGAUUGUGUUUGAUGUCGAUGGGACAUUGUGUGAACCUCAGAACUACAUGUUUGCAGAAAUGCGAUCGACCCUCAAUAUCACAAAAGCAACCGACAUUCUUGACCACGUCUACUCUCUCCCCCCAACCUCCCAAGAAACCGCCAUGGAAAAAAUUCGCAAUAUCGAACGCAAUGCCAUGAAGAACCAGAAACCCCAAACCGGGCUCGUCGAGCUCAUGGAAUACCUCGACUCGCGGAACAUUAAAAAGGGCAUCUGCACCCGCAACUUUGACACCCCUGUCGCUCACCUCCUAACGACUUUCCUUCCAGACUCCCAUUUUCACCCUAUCAUCACUAGGGAGUUUCGACCGCCGAAACCAGAUCCGGCAGGCAUCUUGCACAUCGCGAAAUCCUGGAUGCAUGAGGAUGGCGGGAAAUCGCUUAUCAUGGUAGGAGACUCUCUUGAUGACAUGACUGCUGGGUUCAAGGCUGGCGCGGCAACGGUUUUGCUGGUGAAUAAUGCAAACGAACAUCUUGCCAAGCACCAGCAUACUGAUCUUGUAGUAAAGAGGCUGGAUGAGUUGAUUGAGGUUUUGGAACAAGGGUUCGAAGGCCGUGUUGAGAGCGAGGUCGAGGAGACUGAUACAAGGGCAUUAGUUAGGGAAGCCGUGGGGAGAAAUGACUAG